GUAUCACAACGGCAGGUCAGACUCCUCCGUCUGCUGCAAUGGAAUUUGGUCACUUUCUCGUGUUCUUCAUGACAGCUUUGAUCUCCAGCACAGUAUCCGCAUCUGAAGACCAUGUGUUCGUACAGACCGGGGGCUCGGUUAAACUAGUCAUAAAAAAUAAAAUACCACCACACUUUACUAGAUUCACAUGGAUUAAUGAUAAAUCUGAAAAUGUAGUCAGAAAUCAAUCAGGAGAAUUCAAACCUCACAGUUCAUAUAAGGACAGAAUGGAUUUCAAUGCUAAAACCUACUCUCUAACACUGAGAAACAUGCAGAAGACAGACAGUGGACUCUACAGAGCAAUCACAAGAGACAAACAAGAACUGUGUCAUGCUGAAUACAACAUAUCAGUUAUAGAUCCAGUGGAUUCUCCUGUUCUGAAAGGAAACUUCACCAUGAUAAGUGUUAACGUCUGUGUGGUGAACGUCUCAUGCAGUGGACCUGAUCAAACAAUCAGCCACAGUUACCACAGCAACGACUGCACUCAAGAGGAAGUGACAUCAUCUGGAGUCCAGACUCUAGCCCUGUAUUGUAGAAAGAACAGAGUUGUCUGUAACUACAGCAAUCCAGUCAGCUGGAAGAAUCAAACUAUAGAGAUUAACCAACUUUGUACACCUUAUGAAAAAGAACAUCCAGAAGAAAACAACAGCUCUUUUCCUCUCUUCCUUUGGCUCUCGGUCAUCGCUGGUGUAUUUGUGCUGGUUUUCACAGCAGUUUCUGUAUUCUGCUGCUCUUACAAGAAGCGUAAAAGGGUAUAUCUAUCAUAAUGAAAUAGAAAUGUAACCUCAGUAUUUUUUUUGUUUUUUCUGCAAGUCACUUUCUAAAUCUUUUCUAUGAAAUCUCUAGGUGCUGAACAGAAGGGUCAUAAAGGCUGUGGAGAAGUUGGUCUAAUAGAUAGAUCUUCUUCCUCUGAAACAGAUCAUACAAUUUAUUCAAUAGUGUAUUAUUCAACAGUGAUGGAAGACAACCUGUGCAUAAACAGCAAAUGAUAAAUUUAUGAAAAAAUGUGCGUUUGUCAAUAGAUAUCUUUACAUAUAUAUUAACAUAUUAUGCCAAUGAAGUAUUAAGCAAGCUAAUUUAAGACAUUCAUUAGUAAUGAGUGAUAAUAUGUGUGAUAAUUGUUUUGCUUUUUAUUACCAUUAAACUGUUUGUUCAUUUAAUUAACUGUAUUCCCUGACUUUCAUUGUAUUUUGUGUUAGUCAAAGUCAAAGGGGAGCAGUUUUUUUAAUAUUGGUGCUGGUGUUCAGCAGUAAAGUGACACAUACUGCAGAGAAGGAAUAUAAGGUGCUUUUACUGGAGUUUGAACUGACUCCAUGCCUCUCAUGUAUCUAUCCCAGACCAAGCUGAGCUAAAAAUCUUUCAU
Messenger RNA from Puntigrus tetrazona (Sumatra barb), 1402 nucleotides. RefSeq names its product natural killer cell receptor 2B4-like. The transcript has 4 exons. The record is from RefSeq and is a predicted model, not a curated record. NCBI's taxonomy places the organism in Eukaryota, Metazoa, Chordata, Actinopteri, Cypriniformes, Cyprinidae. The coding region runs from base 39 to 806 and encodes 255 amino acids.